Messenger RNA from Chroicocephalus ridibundus (black-headed gull), 4784 nucleotides. It is a transcript of the gene SLC25A42, whose product is annotated as solute carrier family 25 member 42. The transcript has 9 exons. Bases 820 to 1863 code for a protein of 347 amino acids. Gene Ontology annotation, cellular component: mitochondrial inner membrane. Gene Ontology annotation, biological process: transmembrane transport. The record is from RefSeq and is a predicted model, not a curated record. NCBI's taxonomy places the organism in Eukaryota, Metazoa, Chordata, Aves, Charadriiformes, Laridae.
GUAGGAGGAGAGGCUGCUGUGGUCUCCUCUUCCCGUGGUGGGAAAAGCUCUGACCUCCUGGCUGCGAUCCUCCUUUGGGGCAGAGCGGGCAAGAAGAGCUGAUGAAGAGACCCCGAGGUCCCUGUGGGUGCCCAGCGUUAGAGACCGAGCCCCCUUGCCCUGGGGAGCACGUCUGGUGGCAGCCUGGUAUUCCCAGGCUGGGGUGGGUGAGAAGCAGCGCCAAAGCCGUGAGAGAAUCAAACAUGGGAUUCCCAAGUGGGAAAGCUGGGAUUUAUUUCCUUUCUGCUUUAAACAGGUGUUGGUGUAAGGCUGAGCUGUCGCUGUGGUCUCUGGGGUUUAACCUCUGCCUGGGGCGUGGGGAAGGGACAGAGCCACUCUGGGAGGCAGCCGCAGGCCGGGCACGGCACAGAGCCGUGUGGGACGGGUCGGGUGUAUAUUAAUAUGGGGAAAAUACAACAUACGACCUCGCUGUCCAGCUGCCCGGGCGCUGCGCGGAAUCUGCGCGCCCCCAGCGCCGGGCGCAUUCCGCCGGCUCCGCCCCGACCCGUGCGGUCCCGCCCCUCCCCCGCGCGGCCCGCCCCCUUCUCGCCGUCGGUUGGCUGCCGCCGCCGCCCGUCUGCGGCCGCGCAGCCACUCCCCGCGCACCGCACUGCCCCUGCCGCGGUGAUUGGCCGCCCGUCAGGCCGGGCCCCGCCUUCCGGGGGCGCAGCGGGGGAGGGGGAGGCCUGGCGGCCGCGGGGAGACGGCGGCUGAGGCGGCGCCGAGCGCGGAGCGGAGCCGGAGCCGUAGCUCUUCUGCCCACUUGUAAGUGCAACUGGUAUGGGUAAUGGUGUGAGAGAAGGUCGAGUGGAUUUCAAACGGCAGGAUGCGGAGCCAGUUACAUCAACCCAUCUCCCGUCAGAGGAUAAGCAGGAGAAAAAGAAAGUACUCAACUCCCUGAUGUCUGGUGCAUUGGCUGGUGCUGUUGCUAAAACCGCAGUAGCUCCACUGGAUAGGACAAAAAUCAUGUUUCAAGUGUCUUCAAAAAGAUUUUCUGCCAAGGAAGCCUACAGGCUGAUUUAUCGCACCUACCUCAAUGAAGGCUUCUGGAGUCUCUGGCGGGGGAACUCAGCCACCAUGGUCCGUGUCAUCCCUUACGCUGCCAUUCAGUUCUGCGCGCACGAGGAGUACAAGCAGCUCCUGGGGAGUUACUACGGCUUCCAGGGAAAAGCGCUGACACCCUUUCCUCGAUUCAUUGCUGGCUCUCUGGCAGGCACAACGGCUGCCAUGUUAACCUACCCCUUGGAUAUGGUCCGUGCUCGAAUGGCUGUCACGCCGAAGGAGAUGUACAGCAAUAUUGUUCACGUCUUCAUCCGAAUAUCCCGAGAGGAAGGAUUAAAGACUUUGUAUAGAGGAUUUACACCAACCAUCCUUGGAGUGAUUCCGUAUGCUGGGCUUAGCUUCUUCACCUAUGAGACGCUGAAGAAACUACAUGCAGAUCACAGUGGGAAAUCGCAGCCGUCCCCUCCGGAGCGGCUUUUGUUUGGUGCCUGUGCGGGCUUGAUUGGCCAGUCAGCUUCUUACCCCCUGGAUGUGGUUCGCCGACGAAUGCAGACGGCGGGGGUUAUGGGACACACGUACAGUUCCAUCCUUCUCACCAUGCAGGAGAUUAUAAGAGAAGAGGGACUAAUCCGUGGCUUGUACAAAGGACUCAGCAUGAAUUGGGUCAAAGGUCCAAUUGCAGUGGGAAUAAGCUUCACAACCUUUGACCUGACGCAGAUCCUUCUCCGUAAAUUACAGCACAGCACUAAUGUUGAAAGGAAUCGAGCACCUACGCUUCCAUUUUUGUGGACGUGGCGGAGAGCCAGCGUACUGAAGUAUUAGUGUGCACGUAGUUCCCAGAACACGUGGGAUCGAUCAUCCUUUAAUGGUUGUGGAUGGGCGGGGUAUUAACCUCAGUAAUUUCUGCCUCCAAGCCCACAAAUCAUGAUUUCUGUUGUGAAACUUGCCUGCAGUCACUGAGUUACCUUGCAAUUAAAGAUGUGGUGUUGUUUUAAGAGUCUUUAGAGGUGAUAGCCAUGAAUUCUGUAUAUUUUUUGCUCCCAUUGCUAACGGAAGGUGAUCAGCUGUUCGCUUUGUUCGGGUGAAACUUUGUUUAGUCCUUUGCAAGAGCUCUGAUUCCUUUUCUCCAAUGGAGAAGCCGAUUAUUUCUGCUCUUGCCUUUAUCCUGUCUGGCCCAGUGAGGAAAUACUAAGGCAGUUGCAUCCUACCGCAAAAGUGAGGUACGGACCGGCAGCUGGAUGUGUUGGGAGCUGACUCUGUGUGUGUGUGUGUGCGUGUCUGUGUGUGUAAUCCAUGCCACGUUCCCUCUCUGCUUGGAGGCUGCCGGUUGAAAGCGCGGUCCUUUCUGCACAGCCCAUGGGUGCUACGUGAAGACGAGAGGAAGCUGAACCGUGGCAUCCAAGUUAGAGCGGGCUCCUUUGCUCCGCACUACGGUAGGUGAUCUCGGAGGCGAGCGCAGCAGACCUUGUCUUACGAGAUGCUGAGCAUCACUGAACCCCUAUGGCAACAGAGGUGGCUUGAUUCCUCCUGGGUCCUGGCCGAGAAGGGAUUUACACUGGAUGACUGGCCUCUUGUUUGGGACUGAAUGGGAGGGCAGGGUACCUUCUGCCGUGUCAGGAGUGUAGUUAGUGUAUUGAAAGAAGGGGAAGCCUGUGGAGGAGGCAGCCUCUGGCUGGCUGACCCUGGUGUCGCCCACCUUGCAGCCGAAACGCGGUGCGGCCGGCUCACGUAGAGCCUGGCAACUCUGAGCUGAGAAACAAGCCCUGAAAGCGCAGCCAGGCCUGGAAGCCGUGGGCUCAGAGAAGCUGUUCCUUAGUUAGCAGCUGCCCCUGAUCUGAAUUCAACGGAGUUUUAGCCAAACACGUUUCUUCCAAGUUUUGCAGGCUGAGCGUUUGUUCAGAGGCAGACCUUUGAAUUCAGUCUGUAAUGGUUUUGGUGCUUUUGUUUCUUGGGCAAAAGUGUUCAGAGUAACUGUGUGUUAUUGCUUUGGGUUGGUUUAAAUAGCUUUUUUCUUUUUUUUUUUUUUUUUUUUUUCCCCCUUCUCUGAUUUGAAUGUAGAAAAGGAGAAACAGAGUGUUCUCUUCCCUUCUCUUAAUCCUUGCAUGAAUUGAGAUGUGUUCCAGGUCUCUGUUGCCUGGAAUGAGUGCCCGAGGAGCGUUGGGCAUGCUGGGUUGGAAAGGGAGGGUGCCCGUGUGCUGGCCAAGGAGGUCCAUUGCCUUUAGCUCCGAGAAGGGAGACGAGUCUAAUGGGAAUAUUCUCUGGUCCUUCUUUUCUUGAGAACCUCUUUACUACCCCGAAUUCCCCAAUCUUUCAUUUUAUUCUUCUCUAAUUCCUUGGUUUUAUUUUCAAGUCGUAUUUCUCACUGUUCCUUAAUGCAUUACCGCCAAACAUUCGAACGUUAAUUUGUGCUUUUCUUUUUUUACUUUUGCCUUGUCUACUCCCCCUCCCUCCCUGCUUCUGCACCUGUAGUCCUGCACUAGCACUUCGAGAAAAUCAGGUCCAACGAAAUGCAUCCAAAAAUGAUAAAAUUGCGGCUUUUGACAAGCGAUGCCCAAACAGCCCAAAUAGGCUUCCCGCUCGUGGGCAGGGACACUUGGGGGGGGGGGCGCAAGAAGUUAAAGGCACUGGGUGAUGGGGCAGAAGGGGUUUUUUUAAAAGGUUCUUGAACCGUUUGUCUAGCCUAGCACCUUUGCUUCUCCUAGCGCCUUUCCUUCCCGAGCUGUGAAAUGCGGCUGCUGCUCGUGGUUUCCUCGUGCGGUACCUCCUCGGGAUGCUGGGGAGAGCUGGGCCUUCCGGGGGGCUCCGAGGCUCAGCUGGGGCAGUGACUAUGUGAGAGGUGGGGCCUGAGCUGCCUUCUUGCCCCCCCCGUUGCCCUGCGUGCCCCCUGCAGACCUCUGCCCGUUCCCCGGGAAGGCAGAGCCGGCUGGUGGUUGGCAGGAUCGUGGUGGAAGGAUCAGGAGAGGAGUCGCAGCCUCCUGGGGCACGAAGUCACCGAAAGCCGCGGGGUGGGGAGCGUGUUGCAGCACUGGUACUCCGGGGGUGCUCUCCAAAAGCAGUUUCAUGGCUUCUGUGGAAAAAUAGUGGUACUUCUGCUAACUUCUUACCGCCUCCCGUGUAGGAGGACUCGAGCACGGUCACCUUCACUCUCUGGAGUCUGUAACAGGAAAGCAGGUGAGGCGUGAAAGGAAACUUGAGCAGAAGCACUGUGGCAGCCCCGUGCGAGUCCGGAGCCGGUCCUGGGCGGGCAGGAGGAGGAGGGAAGGCGGUGGGAUACAUCCCACGGCGUUUCCCCCGUGCCUGACUGGGUACCUGGGCUCUGCAGAGAGCCGGGGCGCAUGUUCCGCACCCUCCCUGCCUGGCCUGGGCCAGAGGAGGAGGUGGCCUUCCUACAAAACAGCCUUUUUUUUUUUUUUUUUUUUAUUUUUUUCUUAAUAUUGUAGGGGCUGAUUCCUCCCGCUACCCCCGUCUCCCCCCUAAACGCCGUGUGGCGCAGGGUUUCCCAGCACCCUUCACUGCCUGUGUGGUCUAUGCAUAUAAUUAGCACAAACACUGUUAAAUGCCUUUUGUCAAGACGUGUCCUCACCAUCAAUGUGCGCGUGUACGUAUGUGUGUCAUUUUUGACUGCUUUUCUUGGAUCUGGAGUUCUAUUUUAUUGCAGUGAAGACACUUUGUUAUAUAAUGUUUAUAUAUUUUAAGAUUUGUGCCAAGAGAGGAUGUAUAUUUAAUAAAAAAUUAUAAUUGAC